AUGACGUCGCUUCAAAUGCAAAUGCUUUCGAGCGCCGAGGUGAUAGAGAUGAAGCGUGCGAGGGGGCUGAUGUCCUGCGCUGAAUGCCAACGGCGAAGACUUCGGUGCGACCGGAAGAUCCCUUGUUCCUCCUGCGUGAGGCGAGGGAAAGCGGAUAUUUGUCCGUCGGGAGAGUCGCAAACGACACCUCGCGGGCGACGCCAAACACGGGACAAGCCGUCAACACAUCUGACCCUUGUUCUGCGCACCAUGAGCGACCGCAUUUCCCAGCUCGAACGCGCCAUUGCAGUCGCGCAUAACGAUUCCUCAACAGAUGGGGAAUUACACCCGCUUUUACGGGAUCCGGAGCUUUUGAAAAUCAAACAGUUUGAUGCGGAGGACGACGGGAGCGAGAGCUCGCGUGAACGACCAGACAAAGAAACGGAGAAAGAGGAUUUACAGCUGGGAGAGUCAUUUGGCGCGCUAGCGAUAAGCUCAGGUGGAAAGGGCGAGCCGAGGUACUACGGGCCGACUGGUGGGGUUUCCGCCUUCUUAUCUUCUCAAUCCUCGUCGGAUCAUCACCCAUCCUUCAACCCUUUCGACACGAUGACUUUCGGAUUCCCCUUCCUCCGUAUCCAGAGAUAUAGCCACACGUAUCUCACGCCAGCCUGGGACCGUGUUUAUGCGCUGGACGCCCUUAUACUUCAGUACCUUCCCGACCGCACGCGGGCCGCUUCCGUGCUGGAUGUGUACGAGCGAAUUCUCUCCUGGCAUUGCGCCGCUAUCUCGCCGCAGGAUGCCCACACCCUAAUGGACACAGUCUACUGUUAUCGCGACUAUCUUCAAGGGGCAGGCAGGGUCAGCACGUCGAAUGGAAAGCUAGCCAGAGUCGACGGUCGAUCCUUGGGGAUACUUUUCUUCGUCCUUGCGCUGGCUUCCUUAGCGGACAUAGAUGGACUCCCCGCGUAUAGCGCCGAGGCGGAUACCCUCUUCGACGCUGGCCGCGCCGCGCUGGUUAUCGAAUUCUCGCAGUCUUCCGCGUUGGGCGGACGGAAAACUGGGCCUGGAACCCAUGCGGAUGUGCUGUUUGACCCCGACUUUGCCGAGCUGGCGGGUAACGAUCCUGAGAGAGUAGAGCGAGGCAUCAAGACGGUGCAAGCCUUCGCUUUGAUGGGGAUAUAUCAUGCAACUGGUGGGAGACAGUACAGCGACAAUGCGAGUUGGGUCAUGGUUAGUUUUGCUGUGGCAUCCGCGAAGAAGUUGCGAUUGCACCGCGAAAGUACCUAUACCAACCUUGAACACGACGUGGCGCAGACCCGUAAAACGAUAUUCUGGGAGCUUUUCACCUUCGAAACGUACCAAUCACUUGCUUCAUCGCGCCCUUUGUCCAUUUCGCCCGACGAGAUUACAUGCUCUUAUCCUGAAGACCUGCAGAUCACCAAAGGCAGCGACGGCCGGACCGUUCCCGGCUGGCUGCGCUUGAAAUACCGCUUCACACACGAAGUUUCGGCGACGAUCGCGCACAGCUACUCAUGUGUCCAGAAUCGGUCGUACGAAGAUGUCAUGGGCAUGGACAAGAGGCUGCGCAAGUUUAUCGAAACCAGCAGAGCGGACUGCGAGCAUUAUCAGUCAAACUUGCGGUUCGACAAGGACCCGACGACGUACCGGGCGUACAUCGAGUCGCGUAUACUGCCGCGAUUCUACGGGAACAUCAUGCAAUCCAUCCACCGUCACGCAUUCGUCCAGGCGCUCUCCCGGCCGCCGUCACAGAACUCAAGCACGGGACCACACGACCCGCUGUCGACGCCCUACGCCGCGUCUUACCUGGCGGCCUAUCGCGGGGCGUCGCUCGUCAUCAAGCACGACGUGCGUUCUUUUGAGCUCUACGGAGAGCAAUUCAAUCGGUGGUGGGUUGUGUGGAAAAGCUUGAUCAACGCGGCUUUUACAGUGGGCUCGCUUGUGGCCAAGUGUCCUACCUCGCCCAUUGCCCCGCUGGCCUUGCGGGAGUUGUACGCCGCGACGCAUAUUGUGGAGCGCGGGGCCGCGCAUACGAAAGAGCUGAGUAUCAGUAUGGGUGGAGGGCCAGAGGGGAUGGGGGCCGCCGCGGGUAGUUUGGGCAUUCUUCGCCGCCUGCGGAAUACCGCAACGUUCAUAUUCUGCUCUGUCCAUGCGCCAUCGGUGUCCAACCCGCGAAGCCGAGUCAAUCUUCACCUGCCGGAAAUCCAGAUGCAGCUGUCGGGCAACGAGCUGCUCGCGGACGAGGCGGACUUCCUGGCGUUGUCGGGGCUGGGGCCCAUCGUGGGGGCCGACGAGCGGGCCAGCGCGGCAACGGAGAUCUCGGAGGCGGUGAAUACGCCUGGCAAGCAGCGGCAAGCACAGCAACCAUUGGCUGCGCCGCAGGAAGUUUACGACUACUAUGUUCCCUCGCAUGCCCAUGCUCAGGAGUCCCCUGACGGGUCGUGGGAGACGACGGAGAUCGGGCUGGCGAUGGAUCACGAGCCAUGGAAUGCGUUGGACGUGAUGAUGCAGGAGUACCACCCACGCGCCGUCUAUCCGCAAGUGUAUGGCGAUGAAUUGGCGAUGUACUCCGGGCCGGGGUACACCUGGGCGCAGGGCAGUCACUGGCCGGAGCCGAAGCAGCUGGAAGACGCAGGGAAUUUCGGCCCCGCAGGCCGGUGGGUGCAGUUCGUGGAGGGAUUAUGA
Messenger RNA from Mycena indigotica, 2682 nucleotides. RefSeq names its product Zn(2)-C6 fungal-type domain-containing protein. The coding region runs from base 1 to 2682 and encodes 893 amino acids. Gene Ontology annotation, biological process: regulation of DNA-templated transcription; DNA-templated transcription. The record is from RefSeq and is a predicted model, not a curated record. Gene Ontology annotation, molecular function: DNA-binding transcription factor activity, RNA polymerase II-specific; zinc ion binding; DNA binding. The transcript has 15 exons. Lineage: Eukaryota; Fungi; Basidiomycota; Agaricomycetes; Agaricales; Mycenaceae.